Messenger RNA from Sardina pilchardus (European sardine), 4485 nucleotides. RefSeq names its product leucine-rich repeat LGI family, member 3 (gene lgi3). Gene Ontology annotation, molecular function: protein binding. The record is from RefSeq and is a predicted model, not a curated record. The transcript has 10 exons. Lineage: Eukaryota; Metazoa; Chordata; Actinopteri; Clupeiformes; Clupeidae. Gene Ontology annotation, cellular component: synaptic vesicle. Bases 287 to 1972 code for a protein of 561 amino acids. Gene Ontology annotation, biological process: regulation of exocytosis.
ACAGGUCUGCAUGCAGCAAAUCGCAGCCUCGCUCCUGCAGUCUGUGCUUUGACAGCUGCACCGUGAGGAGAUAGAGGGAGAGAGAGAGGGAGAGAGAGAGAGAGAGAGGGAGGGAGAGAGCUAGCUCAGCGUACUGCAGAGCACACACUUUCUCACAGACAAGCUCACAGAGAAAAGGGAAUACUAAAGAGAUUGUUGUGUUUGUCCAGCCACUUCUUGUCUGGACGCUGGCUUUAGGGUGAGUGGAGAGAUAGAUAGAAGAAGAAGAAGAAGAAUAAGGGCCAGCAUGCUGGAGGCUGGGCCGAGGAAGGUGCCGAGAUGGCCGCAGUGGAGGCAGCUGCUUCCCGCCGCCUCCCUAUGGAUGCUGCUGCUGCUGCCGCUGCUGCUGCUGGGGCCGACGGGCGGCGAGGCCAAGCGCCCGCCCAAGAUCCCCCGCUGCCCCGCUACCUGCUCCUGCACCAAGGACAGCGCUUUCUGCGUGGACACCAAGGCCAUCCCCAAGAGCUUCCCCCCGGGGAUCAUCUCCCUGACGAUGGUGAACGCUGCCUUCAGUACGAUUCCAGAGGGAGCAUUCUCUCACUUGCACCUGCUCCAGUUCCUAUUAUUGAACUCAAACACAUUUUCUUUGAUUGCUGAUGAUGCCUUUGCUGGUCUAUCACAUUUGCAAUAUCUGUUCAUUGAAAAUAAUGACAUCCAGUCGCUGUCAAAGCAUACAUUCAGAGGACUAAAAUCCCUAACGCAUUUAUCUCUUUCCAAUAAUAAUCUACAGGGUCUUCCUCGGGAACUCUUCAAGUAUCUUGAUAUCCUCACAGACUUAGACCUGCGCGGUAACGCGUUCCGCUGCGACUGCAAGAUCAAAUGGCUGGUGGACUGGAUGGAGAAGACCAACACGUCUGUGCCAGCCAUCUACUGCGCCAGCCCCUUCGAGUUCCAGGGCCGCCGCAUCCACGACCUCACCCCGCGGGACUUCAACUGCAUCAGCGCAGACUUUGCUGUGUACGAGACCUUCCCCUUCCAGUCCCUGUCUGUGGAGUCCUAUGAGUUUGGUGGAGACCAGUAUGUGGUGUUUGCUCAGCCCAACACUGGAAUUUGCACAGUAUUUGUGUGGGAUCACGUGGAGAUGGUUUUCAGGAAGUACAACAACAUUACAUCUCGAUCAGCGGUCUACUGCAAGCCCGUGGUUAUCAACAACACUCUCUACAUGGUGGUAGCCCAGCUUUUUGGAGGAUCCCACAUAUACAAAUGGGAGGAAGGCCCUCUAAGAUUUGUGAAGAUCCAAGAUAUUGACACAACCCGUGUCCGUAAGCCUAACUUUGUGGAGACCUUCCAGAUAGAGGGGGAUUGGUACUUUGCUGUGGUGGACAGCUCCAAGGCAGGCUCGACCAGCAUCUAUCGCUGGAACAGCAACGGCUUUUACUCCCAUCAGUCCUUGCACCCCUGGCACCGCGACACCCAUGUGGAGUUCCUGGAGGUGGAGGGCAAGCCGCGGCUUAUCCUCUCCAGCGCCUCGCAGCCCCCGGUGGUCUACCAGUGGAAUCGCAGCCAGCGCCAGUUCGCCUUCUACUCGCAGAUCGCCGACACGGCCGACGUGCAGAUGGUCAAGCACUUCUGGAUCCGCAAGGUGCUCUACCUGUGCCUCACGCGCUUCAUCGGCGACUCCAAGAUCCUGCGCUGGGAGGGACAGCGCUUCGUGGAGAUCCAGACGCUGCCGUCGCGCGGCUCCAUGGCGGUCUACCCGUUCAGCGUGGGCCUGAGGCAGUACCUCCUGCUGGGCAGCGACUACUCCUUCUCUCGGGUGUACCUGUGGGACGACCUCACUCAGCGCUACCAGCCCUUCCAGGAGCUCAACUUGCUCGCCCCGCGGGCCUUCAGCCUCAUCAACGUGGACAACAAGGACAUCCUGCUGGCCGCUAGCUUCAAGGGAAAGACCCUGGCGUACCAACACCUAGUGGUGGACCUGAGUGCAAAGUAAUAUGUUGCUCUGAAAUUAGCUGCUGCUGCUUGUGUAUAAGCAAAACUUCAUGAAUGCCAGAGGUUUUUUUUAAAUGUGGAUUCCCAAAGAUAUCAGAAUAGGCAGGUUUACAUAUAACAUGGGUCAUUUUUAUUUCAUAAGUGUGGAAUUUUUAGUCAUAAGUAAGUUACAGUGAUAGAUGAGGGCCGCAAACAUUGAACACUUUUAAAAAAUGUCCACCAAAAUGUAACACUCUAAACCUGAAAUUACAACCUAUAAAGUUCAUGUUUUCUUUGAAUGGUGAGAAAAUAUAUGCAGGAUAUUCUCUUGUUCCUCUACUUUGAUCAGCUGUAUAUGUUGUAGUGAGCAAAGAUUAUAAAUAUAGCAUAACCUAUGAUCAAUGUUUUUUCAUCCAAAUGAAAUGGUCCUACCGGUAUUUGGACAUUUUACUUUGCAUUGUUGAAAGAUACCAUUUAAUACAUUUCACUCGAGUAUAGGCUUCUGUACAUGUUUGGAAGUACAUCUGUCAUGAUUUUCAGCCGAUCUUUGAAAACUAACAUUUUAGUAGAUAUAGGUGACAUUUUAAUAGUGACUAAUUAAAAAUGCACCUGAAUGUCCUGCUCAGGUGUGUAGGAAUAAAGUUAGAGGUGUAUCUUACAGCUACGUAGUCCUUCAAACUGCCCAAGCUCACACACUUUCGAACUUGAAUACACAAACAUGUAACAUGGUAAAAUGGACUGGUUACCUUCACACAACGCUGUAUACAUUCUUAACAUGAGUUUGAAAGUCUGAAAGCAUCGUCAGUAUCCGGAACUCCUCUUCUUGGGGAGAAAGGACACAUACCAUUGGAAUGCUCAUUGUCUUCUGUUGUGGCUCUUGCCAACUAUUUAUAUUGAUUUUAAAAGCAUGUAGCUAUUAGAUGCAGUGCUAUCACUGGUUUAAUGACUGUUACAGGAGAUUAGAUAUGGUCAUUUUUACUAACAUUCAUUUACCAAGUGCUCAAAUGACCAAAUAUAUAAAGGUCUAUUUUGGAUUAUGCCUAACAUGUAAUGGAAAUAUUUCAUCAAUAUACUGUGAUCUGCAUGCAUGGCUUAAAUGAUAUAUGCUGUCAGAAUACAAUUUUGAAAGACCCAUUUGAGCUGAAGGAAAUUACUUUAUUGUACCAUCACACUUUUCUUUGGUUUCCACACUUACAAAAAAGAAGUAACAAGCAAUAUGUCUUUAAAAGUCUAAAGACAAAUGUGUAUUAUUUGUUUUGCUCUUUGUUCUUUGAGGUGGUUAGUAGUUUGACAUUAGUGCAGUUUAUUGGCUGUAUGUUGAUAGAGCACUCUCACCAAGCAUUUUAGUGUAUGCGAGUGAAUGUGUAGUAUGGAAAUGUUUGCAGUUUUUUCUGUCUGGAAUGAAGACUGUUUUCAGAAUAUUUUUGGUGAAGAGUAUUUUCAGACUAUUUUUGAUGCCAGUUAAUGUAGUGAAACUAUUUGUGGCUUAAUGUGGUUUCUUUGCAUAGAAUGACACAUUAAUCUUAAUUCCACUUUGAACAAACACAUUUGCCUUCAUUGUGUAUCAUCAUAAGGCACAUACUGUAUGGUUUUUUUUGCCUUAAAAAAGCACCGUGCUUUGUGAAAGUUUUGGAUGACCUAGAAUCUUACGUAUGGAGAUGUGACAGUUGCCAAAUUUUGCUUGGAAAACACAUUAGGCUGCCCUAAUAAGUAUAUACAGUAGUUCCACCGCACGGCUACAUGUGUAAGAGAAGGACAUACUGGAGCACACAGAUGGUCAAAAUGGUUAAUAAGAAAGUUGCGUAAAAGCUGGACAAAUGUUUUGAUCUAAGACUGCAUCCUCAUCAGAGUCGUCAUCAUCAGACAGGAGAAGAUUUAAUCAUACAUUGAAACAUUAGUCCAGUCUUCAUGCACCUUUUUAAUUCUGGUGCCAGUUCUCUCUUAUAUUUGAAUAUUAUCCAGUUUUGGUCCACCAAACCUCCAUUCUAGGAAUACGCUGGCCAAAGUUAGGGGAGAGUGGGAAGCAAAAUUCAGGGAAACUGCACAAAUUGGGAAUUCUAUGUGAAUAUGCAACUGUGCAAGAAAAUGAAUAGCUUCCCCUUGGAAUUAUACGGAUCAGUUUUUUGGCAUUAAAGAGAGGAACACUGAUAUGUGAAACAAGUCUCCUUACACAUGUAAUGCCUCAAAAUAUGAAAACAAAACAAAAAAAACCUAUAUCACAUAUGAAUAUGUAAAUACUUGAAAUGUUCACAGAAAUAUCAGAUAGAACCUUAUUAUUCCAAGGGGCAUGAUGAUAUGCCUAUUGUUAUUGAUAUGCCAAACAGACCCUUUGCUAAUGCUUAAUUUGGUCACAUGCUCAUAUUUACACAAUAUGCACCUUUGUUGCCCUCCUGCUAUAUCAGAAAAAAGAUGUGUGCAAUUUUUGUUCUACUGCAGAUUGUUCCAUAGAUUGUGCCUCUGAAAUGCAACAGACCGUGUGUUACAUGAUAUAAUUCUGAUAUAAUUUGUCAACUAAUAAAUUUGUGCUGCACCAUG